GUGUAACAUGAUUAUAUGUGACAAAUUCUUAAACAAUAUGUUGAAAUAUAUAUGAAAAUACAAUAAAUAUUAAUUAAAAUCCAUUACAUAUAAGAAUUAAUAUCACUUCCCUUUCCACUGGAUUAAAAUCCAAGUGUUUUCAAAAUGACGACCAGAAAAAGAAGUGGCUCGGGCUCCAAGAGACAAUUCAAAGAAAAAGUAGUCUUGAUAUAUGAGUCCUUCUUCAGAGGGGAGGAAAAGCCUCCUGUGAAUGUACAAUCUUUCUGGGAUGAAUUCUUUUUGUUGAAACCGAAAGCGGUUAGUCUGGAGGCAGAGAUUUUGAGAUUGACGAAUGAACAGUUGUUGGGGAUGAAGGAGAAUAUUAAUUUGUUGUUUGCGCAAUGUGUAGAAACCUUAGGUCAAGAGCACCACAUUAGAGUAGUCUAUGCCUUACAAACUUUGUGUGCGUUAACGCAUGCUGUAUAUAAAAAGACUUCAAUGGAAUCAGGAUUUGAUGUGAUCAAUAUUUUGAUGGGGUUUAGUGUUGCUGAAGAAAGAAUGACGACCCUGCUGGAUCAUAUUAAUUUAUUUUUAACGGGGAAUUUGCCAGAUAGUCUAAAAGCCUUAUGUUUAAAAUUACUGCUCGUGUUAGUCACAGGAACUGAUAAUGUUAGUCAAAAUACUCUUUUGGAAUACGUGAUGAUUCACAGCACUUUUGAAGCCCUAAUUCAACUUUUAAGUCAUUCUACAUCUCGUCAAGCACAUGGUCAUGAUGUUGUGUUGCUAUUGACAUUACUUGUAAACUAUAGAAAACACGAAGCUGCAAAUCCAUAUAUAGUAAAACUUUCUAUAGUAGAUGAUGAGUUAGCACUAAAUGGAUAUGGACAAGUAAUAACUGCAUCUUUGUCAGAGUUUUGCCGGCAACAUUCAUCUCAAAACUCUGAAAAUAAUUCUUCACAGCAAGGCCAAUCGUGGUUGACUUCUUUUACAUCAAUGGUUGGAAGCAUGUUUGUUUCAGAUGAAACGCAAGGCACAAGGGGGCAACAGAUUAGGGCCAACAAUGCAUUACUCCUAGCUCUUUAUGAAGCAGUACAUCUCAACCGAAAUUUUAUCACCACAUUAACUCAUAGUCAAACAGAAGCCUCGAGUGCGCCCCCUUCCCCGUCUAACACUUUACACAACACUGCCCAUACUGAUAGCUCUGAUGGAGCUCCCAAUCCUGAUUUAACAAGUCUACCGAGCAAUUUGUUGGUGACUUUCUUUCAAUACUGUUCUAUUGUUAUGCAAGAUACUAAAAGUGAAACGAGUUGUAAUAAUGUUAAGUUGUGUUUUAUUGUACUGAGCUGUAUAGCUGAGGACCAGUAUGCGAAUACAAUUAUGCACGAUGGUAAUAUUUUGUAUAAAGUGAGACUCCACAGGAUGCCAAUGCGGCAUAGGAAGAUUAAUAAUACAGAGAGAAUGGGGCAGAGUCAACCAUUGGCAGCUACACUCAUAGAUCUGUUAGUGGAAUUCAUUCGUUCCCACAUGAUGAAAAAAUUGCCAAUGGAGCUCUACCUUUUAUCCAUUGGCAUUAUACACAGAGUUUUGUGUUACCAAAAACGUUCUCGUAUUCGUCUUGACUAUGACUGGAAACAGUUGUGGUGUGCUCUAAUUCAUCUUGUGAAAUAUCUAGUCGAUGCAGAGAAUCACCUUGCCAAAAAAAUGAAUGUUUUUGAUUUACUUUUGAGAGUUGUUAAUGUUUUUAAUUUAUUUAUCACGUAUGGAGACACAUUUUUGCCAACACCAAGCAGCUAUGAUGAACUGUAUUAUGAAUUGAACAGGGUGGCAAAUGUUUUUGAUAAUUUAUAUUUAAUGGCAAGAAGGUAUUCAGCAUUAGAUUGUGAGUACAAACAAGACGCAAUGCGUUUGACAAAUGGUCUAAUUAAUAUAAGAGCAAUCACAAAUCAUUUUGCCCCCAAAAUUCAAGCCUGGCUUGAGAGCAAAGGCUUGUCCACUCCAACAGAGGAACAGGUGCUGGAAGUUGUAAGAGGCAACUACGAUAGUCUCACAUUGAAACUGCAAGACUCACUAGACCAAUAUGAAAGAUACACAGAAAAGCCGACACAUACAUCUUUUUUCACAACGCUUGUACGCGGUAUUGUAAAUGACACCAGAUCAAAUUUAGAUUUUGGAGGUAUGGACCUGCAGGCUAUACUGCAAGAGUUCUCUUCAAUUUCAUAAACAAAC
This is a messenger RNA of Ctenocephalides felis (cat flea), 2205 nucleotides long. Its product is annotated as armadillo-like helical domain-containing protein 3. Gene Ontology annotation, biological process: regulation of Golgi organization. NCBI's taxonomy places the organism in Eukaryota, Metazoa, Arthropoda, Insecta, Siphonaptera, Pulicidae. Gene Ontology annotation, cellular component: cytosol. The record is from RefSeq and is a predicted model, not a curated record.